ACAGCAGCGAGCUGCCCAGUGCACCCCUGCGCUGCACUUCCUCCUGCAGGUACAGACCUGCACCUUCAGCUGCUCUUUCAUAGCAUUGCAACGCCACCACCUCACAGCAGGAACAAUUUGUUGUUUUUAAAAGAAAAACGUUUACCCGUCACUUGAAUUUUACAUCAAUUAAAGCGUAGCCAGAGAAAGACUUCUUUAGUGGGGUAAAACCACUCCGAAAACUGAGCCCGUUCCCCAACCCCAGUGCUGCUGCUGGUUUAGCCACGCACUCUGAGCACCAAUAUUCAGACACUCGGGGCGAUGUUACUAUCAAGAAUCAUUUCCGCAUUUGAAGCCCAGCAGAAAAUGCACCUUUCCUGUUGGGUAACGUACAGGCUGUUGUGAAACGGAAGUGAAAAAGGGGGAGCGACGUCUCUUUUUUUGAAAAAGAAAUCUUCUAUAACACUCCCCACCUCCCGAGAGAGACAGCCGGUCCACGCUGGUACAGUGAAAGCAAGUUGCUCGUUGUUAUCAAUAUAGCGGCAAAUAAUGCCCGUUCAAUUGAACGGAGUAAGCGCCUUUACUCGCAUCUGAUUAAUGUGGUACCGUGGCAAGCGGCUUAGGGAAAAAAACAGAAGUCCUAUCUUCUGAAACGCUGAUGUUUGCCUCCCUGUUCAGAGUACAGUUAGUUCUCUCUGGAAAAUGCUGAUCAUUUUGGACAGUUUCUAAGACUCCUGGCAGGAUAGAUAAUACUGGAGAAAGCAGUAACCAUCUGCCCCAGAUGUUGUAAAGCAUAUCAUUUAUUUGGCAAUGAUCAUUCAGAAGUGCUGGAAACAAGAUGUUCUUUCAAAGCUGAGAAUCAUGCUAACUACAAUUGAUGAAGAGCACACAGAGAGUCAAAACAUCAGAACAGACUGGGCAGAAUGAUUCCCACUACCUUUUACACUGCAUUUGAGUUGGAAGAAAAACACCAGAAUGCGACUGAACCAAGAACAGUGCUUUUUAACCAAAUGGGAAGUGAAAAUCUCCUUUAACGAGGAACCUUGACAGCCAUGCUCUGAGUUUUGAACUUCUAUCAUUUUAACUUGUAAGGAAAAUAUUGAAUGAUAACAAUGCCAUCAAGGGGAAAAUACUUUAUUAGUGAAAAUGAAGCUCGUAGAAGUACUGACUCACUGUAUGAGACUUAUUGCUGUAUGAGCCAGCAAUUUCCACUUGUUGUCCUCUUCUUAGUGAUAAUCAUUGGGGCUUGUAUAGCUCUGAUUGCUCUUUUGUUUUCCAUUGACCUGGAUGUUCAGAUGCACCUUCUCUUUUUUAUUACAUUAUGCACUGCUUUGGGCAUAUUUAUAGUGAUUUUUGUGCUUGUCUGCAUUGAGUCGUUAUUUCAAAGAUGGAUGAAGAUAUUUGCAUUAGUCAUUUGGGUUUGUCUUCUUACAAUGGGGUACGUUUUCAUCUUUGCUGGUGGUGCUAUCUCUGCUUGGGACCAGGUGCCAUUCUUUUUGUACAUUAACUUUGUUUUGUAUACAAUGCUGCCAUUAUGUACGCGGGAUGCCAUCAUUGCAAGUGUCCUGUCAUCCAUCUCUCAUAUUGUUGCCCUCAGUGUUCAUUUCUCAGUUGUACCAGACAUGUCCUCCAUUUCUCAGUUGAUUUCCAAUGCUGUGAUAUUUUUGUGUGGUUGCUUGAUUGGCUUUUUUCAUAAAUUCUCAAUGGAACGUGCCUUAGAGCAAACUUAUGAGGACACUUUAAGCUGUAUACAAAUAAGGAUGCAGUUGGACAUUAAGAAGAAACAGCAGGAAAGCCUGCUGUUAUCAGUGUUGCCAGGUUAUAUAUCUAUGGAAAUGAAACUUGCUAUUAUUGAACGUUUGAAAGAAAGUAACUAUUAUCCACACAAGCGCGAUAAUUUCCACAACUUGUAUGUAAAGAGGCACCAGAAUGUAAGCAUAUUGUAUGCAGAUAUUGUGGGCUUCACACGUCUGGCUAGUGACUGCUCACCCAAAGAACUUGUUGUCAUGCUGAAUGAACUGUUUGGGAAGUUUGACCAGAUUGCUAAGGACAAUGAAUGCAUGAGGAUAAAAAUAUUGGGUGAUUGCUAUUACUGCGUCUCAGGUCUUCCUGUGUCCUUACCGAAACAUGCAAAGAACUGUGUGAAAAUGGGGCUCGACAUGUGUGAAGCUAUUAAGCAAGUUCGGGAUGCAACAGGAGUAGACAUCAGUAUGCGGGUUGGUGUUCAUUCUGGGAAUGUACUGUGUGGCGUCAUUGGCCUUCGAAAGUGGCAGUAUGAUGUUUGGUCACAUGAUGUCACCCUAGCUAAUCACAUGGAAUCUGGAGGAGUGCCAGGGCGUGUGCAUAUCACAGAUGCUACACUGAACCAUUUGCAUAAAGCUUACGAAGUUGAAGAAGGAAAUGGACAUCAAAGAAAUGCCUACCUCAAUGAACUAAAGCUCAAAACAUAUUUGGUCAUCGAUCCAAGGACCAAACAACAAAGCCUGAAGACUCGGCAUUUACCAAAGCCAAGACAAGGUAAUGAUGGGCUGAAAAUGAGGGCAUCUGUCCGUAUGACACGAUAUUUGGAGUCAUGGGGUGCAGCGAAACCUUUUGCACAUUUUCAGCAACGGGAAAGUGUGAGCAGUGAAAUGUCAGCACCCAAUGGAAAGAUCAGGAAGGAAAUUCCCAUGCAUUCUCUCCGACUUCAUCGAACAUUAGAUAGAAACAAAUCUCAAAAAAGAAGAUUUGAAGAGGAACUGCAUGAUAAAAUGAUAACAACAAUUGAUGGGAUAAAUUCAUACAGGCAGUGGGUAAAAUGUGAUGUCUUUUCUCGUAUGUUGCUGUCUUUCCGUGAAAAAGGAUUAGAAAAACAAUAUCGUUCAGUCUGUCUUCCUUCCUUGAAGUAUUAUGUUGGUUGUGCCAAUCUGAUAUUCAUUUGCAUCUUUGUGAUCCAAAUACUUGUAAUGCCAUGCAAACUUCUACUGGGAAUAUCAUUUGGAAUUGCUGCAAUUAUUCUUCUGAUAAUUCUCUUCAUUUGUUUUGCUGCUCAUCUAAAGUGCUGGGUGAACAGCUCAACAUCUAACUUCCUUGUUGCCAUUUCUGAAACUGUAACAAAGAAACCAAUUGUACGGUUGCCACUGAUUCUUAUUGUCAUAGGUGGUGUGUUGGUCAUGGCAAUUUUGAACUUGCACACCCCACAAGGUGACAAUGAAACAAUGUGCAAUGUGACGAGUACUUUAGUGAAAAAGAAUGGCUGCCUUCCUUAUUAUGUAUGCUGUUGUAUUCUGGGACUCUUCACCUGCUCAGUCUUCCUCAGAGUGAGCUUUGAACUGAAAGCACUCCUAUUAAUUAUUGCCUGUGUGGUUUAUAACAUCAUUUUUCUAAAGACCUAUGCUCUUUUGUUUGAUGAAUACCAUAUUGAUCUGUACAACAGCAGUAACAAUGUAACUCUUGUGAAAAACCCCAAGAUUAUGGCUAGCUUUUACCUCCUCCUGUUUGGAUUCACUCUGCUGUUUCUGGCAAAACAGAAUGAAUAUUAUUGUAGGCUAGACUUCCUAUGGAAGAAUAAAUUUAAAAAAGAAAGGGAAGAAAUCGAGACAAUGGAGAAUCUGAAUCGACUUUUAUUGGAAAAUGUACUGCCAGGGCAUGUCGCUGAACACUUCAUUGGCGAAAAUAAAAAGAAUGAGGAUUUGUACCAUCAAUCUUACGACUGUGUGUGUAUCAUGUUUGCAUCAAUUCCUGAUUUCAAAGAAUUUUACACAGAAUGCGAUGUAAACAAAGAGGGACUUGAGUGCCUGAGAUUGUUAAAUGAAAUCAUAGCAGACUUUGAUGAGCUUUUGUCAAAGCCAAAAUUUAGUGGUGUUGAAAAGAUAAAAACUAUUGGAAGCACCUACAUGGCUGCUGCUGGUCUUAGCAUUGGCCAAGAAAAUAAGCAGGAUAGUGAAAAGCCUUGUACUCACAUUGGCAUCAUGGUGGAAUUUGCCACUGCAUUAAUGAGUAAAUUGGAUGGCAUCAACAGACAUUCUUUCAACAAUUUUAAACUGCGGGUUGGCAUAAACCAUGGACCUGUGAUUGCUGGUGUCAUUGGAGCCCAGAAGCCACAGUAUGACAUAUGGGGGAAUGCAGUUAACGUUGCUAGCAGAAUGGAAAGCACUGGUGAACUUGGAAAAAUCCAGGUCACAGAAGAAACCUGCAAUGUUUUGCGACAACUAGGAUAUUCUUGUGAAUCUCGAGGACUUAUCAGUGUGAAAGGCAAAGGUGACCUACAGACUUACUUUUUGUGCACAGAUGUUACAAAGUCGCACUAAAUACUAAACAAACAAUUUAUGCAGUUACAAAGCAGCCACAUAAAGAAUAUUUCCAGUAUAGUUACAAGAUUGUUUGCCGAUACAUGGUUGGCGUAAUACAAAAUAAAGUAGCGGUAAAAAGUUACAAUUUUCAAGAAAGAAACUGGGAUUGUGAUAGUGAAUUUUAUUUAAAAGUAAGUUGUUUAUGGCUGCACCGUUGUGAAAUACAUGCUGUUACUAUUUGAUGAAAAGAAACAUUCUCAUGUGCCCUGCAUCAUAACUUAUAGUACAAGGAUUAAACUAUGAAAUUACAAAAAGUACCAUUCAAAUUUUACAUAUGUUGUAGCAGUAGUUCUUUUUAAUGUUUAUGUUUUGAGUUUGAAUAUAAUUUCACUAUAGCUUAUAGAGAUAGCUAGUCUGUAGUGUCAUUAGUAAUGAGAAAAUAUUUGUAUACUUUUUGGAUUUUGAACUGAACAAAUGCAUUGUCAACAGGAUUGUACCUGACUGAUUAGCACAUUUGUUAUUUCACAAAAAUCUACUCAUUUGUGUUCAGAGUAGUUUUAAGAAUGUUUACUGCUGCAAACAGUGCUGUCUAGUGGUUAUUACAAAAUUCAAUACUGUCCUUAUCUGUAUUUAUUCCUCAAACCUUGUUUACCAAUGACUAUGGUGCUAGCUAUAGCACUAAAAGUCACCACAGAUUUGGUUAACUCAUGCACCAAAUUUUCAUUACUUUGCUGUGCCAUAAAUUUACAUCAUGUUUUAAAGGAAAACGUUUCCCGAUGUUUACAAAUGACAAGCUAUACCAGUGACUCUCAAUUGACUCUUCUUGUUAGUGCAGUGUUGCUCUCUCACUUAAUUACUAUGUAAUUUCUUUACCAACAUCGGUACCUGAAAUCGUUUCAUGACUGAAACAAUAUUUUCGAUUUUAAUAAUGUGAUCUUUUUCUGCAGAGUUGAUGUCCUCUUUUUUAAUGUAGUUAUUCAACUUAAGAGUCAUGGGUUUUAAAUAUGCUAUUUAUGCAUGAUUCCAAAUUACUGUACAAUCCACUGGCUGCAGGUACAAAAAUAUAUCUGACCUUAUCAUGGCAGUCAACAAGUCUGGUACAAUCUACUUUUGUGGCUGAGAUAUGGAUUUGUUUUUUUUUAAACUUGUUGAGGAAGAGCUUUAAACUGAUAAGCACUUAUUGUGUAAAUUUAUAGAUUUUUGCCAAGUAUCUUUAACUUGUGAUUUAGUAUUCCAUAUUUUAACACCGCCUUAUGUCCAACUUUAUGUGACCUAAACAGAAAUCUCAGCUGAUAUUGUAGUUGAUGAGUUGAGAAUUUUUAAAAAAAGCAAAAUAUGCACUCUCUAUUUUGGGAUAGAGAAUAAUACUUUUCCACAAUUGGCAUGAAAAAGGGAAAACCUUCAUUUAAGUUAUGCCAUAUUAUAGGUUGCUUAGAGCUGACGAAAUGUACAUUUCUGAAUGCUAGUGAAGUAAUGUAACAAAAAACGUUUUCUUUCUCACAACCUUGAAGCAAAUAGGCUAUAUAAUAAAUUAUUUCUAACAGUACAAAUUCUCCAA
Molecule: messenger RNA, 5808 nt
Organism: Rhincodon typus (whale shark)
Lineage: Eukaryota; Metazoa; Chordata; Chondrichthyes; Orectolobiformes; Rhincodontidae
Gene: adcy7
Product: adenylate cyclase 7
Exons: 27
Coding region: 1083-4268 (1061 amino acids)
Biological process (GO): adenylate cyclase-activating G protein-coupled receptor signaling pathway; intracellular signal transduction; cAMP biosynthetic process
Cellular component (GO): plasma membrane
Molecular function (GO): adenylate cyclase activity
Source: RefSeq, a predicted model, not a curated record